UAUUGAAGGUACCUACAACCUACAGUUCAAUUGUAGUAACAUUUCUUCAGUCGGUAGCCGGAUCGGAUAGGGCAAAGGUUUCUUUUAUGUCAUCUAUUGUUCCCAUAAUUCAAAUUAACGUUUGAAUUGUAAUAUAAAAUGACGAUGUCAACGUUGCAUAGAAACGCAAUUAUAACAGGUAGUUUUGAUUCGUACUGCCUCCUUUGUGAAGUUCAUUUAAAGGAGAACGUGGAAGAUCAUAUCAAGGUGCCUGAGCAUAAAGAAAAGUUGCAGCAUUCCAGCUAUGUGCAGAAGUAUAAAUUUCAUCAUAUACGGAAAGUAUUGAAAGGAUACUAUUGCGAAUUCUGUAAUAUUCUGCUACCGACAUUAGUUAACAUAGGUCUUCAUGUUACAUCGAAUGACCACGAACGUAAAGUAGGAAAUGGACUUUUGAAAGAAGUAGAUGGAGGCGUCACUGCUUUUGACCGGAUGUUUAUAGACAAUCAGGCAUGGAAUGGUCUUAUCGAAGACACAAUUUGUUGCCUCUGCAAUGAAGAAUUUAAUGAUAAAUCUGUGCAUUUAAAGCAACCUUCGCAUAUCCUUCACCUGAUUAAAAAAGGUGUACACAUGAAGGAACGCGGAAUUGUUUACCGAAAUGUUGAUACCACUACCUUACAUUGUAUGGUUUGCAAUAUAAUCUUGGAAAUUAAGGACGGUGAUUUACAUUUUGAUAGUAGCCUACAUUUGGAACAAUUUCGUAAAAGCUGCGAACUAAAAAAGAAAUUAGACGAAAAUUCGAUAAAGGCAAGAAUCGACGAUGUAAUAAAACAGGAGGCAAAGCCGCCUGUGAUUGAACAUUCUACAUACUGUGUUAAAAAUAAAGAAACCGAUGUCAAAAUGUGCAAUGAUAAUAAUAAUAAUAGCAAAAAUAAUGACGUAAUAAAAGCUCAAGAGGACAAAAAAACUAAUGCAGCCAAAACUAAACCAGAAGAAAGCAAAAUAGAAGACGCACUACGUCACCCAUUCCAAGCUAAAGAAGAAGCAAAGAUACUUGCUAAAAAAAACAAAAUCAAUUAUAAGUUCGCCAAACAAAGCGCUUACUGCUACGUGUGCAAUGUCACUAUAUCAUCAUCUCUAAAAAGAAUUAAAGAACACAUAGAAGAAAAUAAUCAUAAAAAAAAUCUUCAGGAAAAUAAAAGAAAUCAGGUACCAGGGAACUGUAAGAAAGCUAACAAAAACAUUAUUAAAAUUCCUAAUGCGUAUUUCGUAAAUCACUUGUUAGAGUAUGAAUUGAACCUAAUACCCGGACCACUUGGUGAUUGGGUUGUUCUAAAUGGCGAACUUUGUAUGAUGUCUAUAAGCUACUCAAUGAUUACAGUAAAUUGGUCAUUAAUACGAUGUCAAGCAUGUAAGGAAACAGUUUUAAAUCUACAAAACCACAUCAAAAGUUCCAGACAUGAGAAAGCGAUAAUGUUUAUGCCCGUGGUUAUUUCACUGAAAGGUGAAUAUGUUAGAGAGAUUCAACCUGGACUCUACCACUGUGGUUUCUGCAAUCUAGUAGCUGGAGAUUGGGAAAAUUUAACAAUGCAUUUGGAAUCGGACAGCCAUCGUACAAAGAAAUUUCAAUGUCGUUUAAAGCAUGAGUAUUUGAAACUAAUCAGUUAAUCAAGACAAUAAAUUACCAAUUAUUGUAAUACGCCAGUAUUUAUGUUUCUUAUACAUUUCAAUUGCUUUUUUAGACAUUGCUCCUAAACAAAUAAAUCUACUUUGUUUUGGAUAAUAUAUUUAUUAUUUUCUUAAUCUUUUGUUGUAUUUUUCUAUUCUAAUUAAUUGUUUGCUACUAAUUCGAUUUCUUAUUACUUCUUGUACUAUAUAUACAUAUGUUUGUUUAUGAAAUAUGUUUAUAAAUGUUGUAUUUAAAACUAUACAAAUGGUAGCAAUUUAAGUUUUAUUAUAUUUAUGUGAAUUUGAUUGUUGAGUCUAUUAUGAUAAGUACAAUGUUGAAAAUUAUGCUAUUUUCUUAUUAAUUUUAUAAUAAAAAUAUAUUACUACAUA
Molecule: messenger RNA, 2034 nt
Organism: Pieris napi
Lineage: Eukaryota; Metazoa; Arthropoda; Insecta; Lepidoptera; Pieridae
Exons: 5
Coding region: 139-1644 (501 amino acids)
Molecular function (GO): nucleic acid binding; zinc ion binding
Source: RefSeq, a predicted model, not a curated record